Dermacentor silvarum is the source of this 9225-nucleotide messenger RNA. RefSeq names its product stomatin-like. Lineage: Eukaryota; Metazoa; Arthropoda; Arachnida; Ixodida; Ixodidae. Gene Ontology annotation, cellular component: plasma membrane. The transcript is spliced from 9 exons. Bases 542 to 1513 code for a protein of 323 amino acids. The record is from RefSeq and is a predicted model, not a curated record.
CGGAGCUUCGAAUAGGCGACUCCACGGCUUCGGCAGCGGGGAGAAGCUUGAAGCGAGAGCGGGCUUGUCGGAGAAAAAGCGGGAGUAGGUCCGCGCGCGCAUAACAGCUAAACAGUCGAGUCGUGUCUCGGUACAUCGAAGGAAGUGACGUAGGACGCGAGAGGGCAAGAAAGAAGGGCUCGGUCGGUCUUCCGAAGCCUUGGUCGUGGCCGCUGCCGGCACGUAGUAGAUUUUUCUCCUCCGCUUCUCCUCCAACAUCGCGUCCAAUGCAUCCUGCGUCGCUCGGUCUAUCCCCUCAUGCUCGCCCGCUCUCUCUCUCUCUCCGCUGAGGACUCUCCGGCAAGCGGCGGGCGGCGGCUGUGGAGUUGUUGGCACUUGUGCAAAAACAGACGCGAGCUUGCACCGCAUGACGCCGAGAUAGAAGAGCGCUGGCGCGCGUGCAGUAAAACAAAAGCCUCGUUACCCCGCCUCCCUCGUCGCGCCACUACUGUUAGAGCGGGAAAGGCUCAAAAAGAAAAUAGGUAGCGAAUCAGCGGUCUAAAUGUCACAAGAGGGCACCGGAGUCGGCGUCAGAGGGGGCAAAGCGAGCUCCCGCGAAGGCGCUUCGCAUCUGCUAUCUGACUACCGUGCGUCGUCGAGCGAGGGCAUCCUGGAGACCGGCGACAUGGAUAAGGAGGAUCACAACACGGGAUACCGCACCGAAGCCCACACGGAAACAGGCAGCAAUGGCGUCUGCACUUUCCUCCUCACAGCCAUAUCCAUAUUUUUUAUCGUCUUGACGUUUCCCCUGUCACUGUUGAUGUGCAUCAAGAUCGUGCAGGAAUAUGAGAGAGCCGUCAUAUUCAGACUCGGUCGCCUUGUCAAAGGAGGAGCACGGGGACCAGGUCUUUUCUUCAUCAUUCCCUGCAUUGACAACUAUACCAAAGUCGACUUGAGAACGGUAUCCUUCGACGUUCCACCCCAAGAGAUCCUGACCAAGGACUCGGUGACCGUCGCGGUGGACGCUGUGGUGUACUACCGCAUUCAGAAUGCCACGGUGGCCGUGACCAACGUGGAGGACUACGGGCGCUCGACGCGCCUGUUGGCGGCCACUACUCUGCGCAACGUGCUCGGUACGAAGAGCCUCUCCGAGAUCCUGUCCGAGCGCGAGGCCAUCAGCCACACCAUGCAGGCGAACCUGGACGAAGCCACCGAUGCCUGGGGAGUGAAAGUCGAGCGAGUCGAAAUAAAAGACGUCCGGCUUCCGGUACAGAUGCAGAGGGCCAUGGCAGCGGAAGCUGAAGCAUCCAGAGAGGCUCGCGCCAAGGUGAUCGCGGCCGAGGGCGAGCAGCGCGCGGCGCGCUCUCUCAAGGAGGCGGCCGACAUCAUCUCGGAGUCUGGACCGGCGCUGCAGCUGCGUUAUCUGCAGACGCUCACCUCUAUCGCGGCCGAGAAGAACUCCACCAUCGUCUUCCCGCUGCCCAUGGAACUCAUGAGGGGACUACUCUACCGAGCACCUAGUCAAGAUCUCUGAGAAGAAAGCCUGGCAGUGAGUGAAGCUGCAUCUCGGGACAUCGAAGGGACGUCGGUGGAGGAGAAGCCACAAGCACCAUGGUACCAAAGAAGAUUACCUUUGUUACACAACACAGACCCAUAAGACGUUGUUGCGCGUAUUCAAUUGUGUUUGCUUUUCUCAUUUCCCAUUUGACCCAUUUUCACUCCAACUCGAGCGCAUGGACUUGAGCCACCAGCUGGUAUUUUUGAGUCAGUGGGGGCUGAAUGACCAGAUUACGAGCGGCGGAGAGCUGGGAGGCCCCCGCCCCUGUUGUAGAAAGUGCUGACAUAUUUGUUGCCGCAGCGCGUGAACAUAGCUUGAAGAUGAAACAUAGUAAUAAACAACUAUCACUGCUGAAAUGCGAAAAAAAGCGUCUAACAACAUGUCUUGAAAAUGUUGGUUGAAUCGUGAUGCCCAAACUAGUUCAGGUUCGAACUGUUGACGUAUGUUUAUUUACAUAUUGUAGCGAAAUGUUGAGCGGCCGUAGAUUGUUUCCUUCAUUUUUUUUUCUUACAAAGUGCGUUGAUGUACGCAUUUCAUAGUUCUUUUUAUUUUUUUUUUCAGAGAGAUAUUUUUUUCAUAUACAGUUCUGGCUGUAUACCAAUGGCAGAAGCCUAUUUCUGUUUUGAAGUGCCUAUGCACAAUUGCGAUCUUCGCUCGAAAAUCGCCACAGUCGCACGUAUGCGUGCUAAACUCAAAUGAGUGUUCCACCUUUCUUGAAUUAUACGUGUCGUGAAAAUAUAUCCCUGUGGUCUUUUCCACAGCCGUCUAGCUGUUUUCGGGAACAGAAGGUGUUACGUGCAGUGACAGUUAUGUAAAACGACAUUAAAUUUGGCCACACGGUCAAAUUGCGGUCCUGCGGGUAAGAUAAGGCUAUCAGAGUCCCCAUUGUGCGCAACCAAUUUUCGAAAGCCUCUGGACUACACGGCUGUGCUCGCAAUUUGCCGUGUAGCAAGCUUCGCAUGCUCCAACAACGCACAACAUGCACUACCGCGCGCGACGCGAUAUCAAGCGCACAAGACUGACUCCCUACGCGCUAGCGCGCCCGGAAAAAACAGUUUUCGCGCUUGACUGGCAGUCAAGGGUCGGAGAAACGGCAGGAAACAAUUGCUUCGGGGAGACGUGUAGCUGCUGCCAUUGUUUUGAGGCGCGCUUGUCAGGUAUGCGGAGAGCACGUGACCCCAACCGAAGAUAUAUGCGAUGACGAGGCAAUUGUGAGCGAGUGAGCUGACUACCGGUGACUGCACCACACCGCUCCGGCUUUUGACAAAACAAGCUUUGUCUGCGCACCGCAAGUAGUACAUUUCACGCAGCACAUCGCGUAACGUAAUUCACGCAUGGCGACGGGCUCCGGCGCCAUUCUAGCAUACAACCUGGCGGGGGGCAUUGGGAAAUACCCGAGCUAUAGAUAGCAACAUUGAGCAAAAUAAAAAAAGGGCAAGCGACAUUUUCUACGCAUUUUUAACCCAAUCAGGGGCUUGGGAGCCAUUUUCGCGCGGUCAAUUUAGCGAUAGGGCUUAACACACUUUACCAUGAAACGGAAGUUGUUCGCGGGACCAAUUAUUCGCCGACCAGAGGGAUUUCGUGACAAUCGCGAAAAUUAGAUUAUUGCGAAAAUGAGCCUGUGACACAGCACAUAUAAAAGAAAAGACGCCAUGCUCACGUGCAGAAUGCGAUAUUGACCGUCAAAAGUAAAUCGAAAUUGUAAGGUCGUUUUUCUUGUGCUUUAUUCCCGUCAUACAGAGACUUGCGUCAGAAGCGAGUCGAAUAAAUUCGUUAUUCGAUUUAACAAGGAAGCCCUCAAAGCAGUGUCAGUCGAGGGCCCUCUUUUCGAUUUACAAUGGAGAGCGUAUACUCUUGUUCAAAAUGUUCUGGAGCGUGAAAGCGGCGAAAAAAAUCUAUCAAGUUAUACAAAUAUAGCUUAGAACCAGAGUGUGUCGCUGAAAGUUUUGGACCACUCGAGCCCAGGCUGCACUUUUCGAUUCCAAACUGCCCGGCAAAGGCGGCGAGAAAAUUUAACUCUUUCGUCGAUGUCUUGCUCCUCAAUAUUUUGGUGAUGGGUGCACUACAUACAACAGCGCGUUUAUUUACCUGACGUGAGUGCUUCGUCACCGUGGGUUGGAAUGUCGCAAUUCUGAAGCAAAGCGUUCGAUGUUUUCAUCAAAUUCACGCUCAGAACGCGUGAAUUUGGGGGAAAACAUCGCGUGAAUCUUGCACGACGCAGCAUCGCCACUGUCAUCAGGGAGGAGACGUCCAUAUGCGUCCAUGCGUCCAUGUGCCGGGAACAAAUCGACGUGGCGCUUCUGGGAAAGAAAUUAUGCUUACUACGCAUUGAUGUCACUUGAUACAGUAUUUGUGCACGGUUUCCUUGAACUUAGGAUUGCCCCUAGCUAUUUUCACAUUCCCCAUUUACUGAGCAGUCAAAAUAACUAGGAUAUGAAAGGUGAAAGAGCUAUUGUUGAAGAAAAAAAAAAGAAAAACACGAAGAAAAAAAAUGCUUCUGCGCGCAUAGAACAUCCCAUAACUGGUGACGCGAGCCCUUCUGGAGCGCGAAUCUGAUUGGUUAACUGGUCAUCAGGACAAGAACUGAAACGGCACAUGCAAGCGUAUAGAGUAUCGAUUCUUAUGAGUAGAUAGCUCUCCCAUUAGGAUAAGACUCUGAUAACACUUUGAACUUAACCAAGCUCAAGUUAUUGCUUGAAGUACCAUUUGCUGACACGGCGCAGUUAUGCUAAAGAUGUGUCUGAACAGUUGCGGUCUGCGAGCAGCUUUAUUGAAAGCUUAUUGUUUAGUUAUAACGACUGGAAUAUGGUAAUGGGGUGAAGUUGCAUUGACACCUACGGUGCAUGUGAAGUUCUUGUACUGCCUGACUGGAGAAUGCACGGUGCAUAUAUCCUUACGCACAAAGUGUUGGUUACAAGAAGCAUUUAAGCUCUGCCUGCGCGCUACUGUGACUGCGAAAGUUUCGAAGGCACAAGAACGAGUUUUCUGCAAAUCAUGGCAAUAGCUAACCAUACUUUCACUGUUAGCCACUGCUUUCGUGGUUAUCACGCGAACGACAUUAAUGGGCACAAUUUUUCCCCAUAUCUGUAAUUACUAAUGCUUCCUUCAAGAACAUAUCUCUCUGACAUUCAAUUCGCUUGAAAUCACUGAAAAGUACAAAGAUUACUUAUCUCUACCGGAGGCACAAAAUGACACAAUAAAACCAACUUAUUGGUCUUAAUUGCAAAUAUUGGCCUUAAUCGCGCCUUAAUUGCUAAAAAUAAUAUGUGCCAAGCUAAAUACAACACUUUAAUUUGUUGACCACAACUUUGCGAUUCAAUACACAGCAUUAACCUCAGUAUCAGUCUUAGCACGUUGCCAUGGUCCUUAAUUUUUAUCAAUCAGACAGAGCUUAACAAUAAUUAAAUCACUUGACGCCCCGUGUGCGUACGCCUAUAGGCCGCUCCCAAGUGUUCCAAAUGCACCAUGCACUAGGAUACCUGGGGUUUACGUAUGGUAAUGAGUGAAAAUUACUCAGAGUAAGUUUUUAGUAUUCUCGCCUGCGUUUGAAAUGAACGCAAUAUCCUUGCUAACGUUUCUUUGCUUUUGAUCUUGAUAGUGAACAAAAAGAUAAGUUUACAGAUUGGAAUUACUUUUUUUAAGCAGCAACAGCCAUCGAGCAUCGUUGUUGUGUUAUCGGUGAAUUGAAGAAUUAAAGCAGAAAAUUUCAUGGUGUUAAAGUUUUGAACUCGCACGUUUCAACCUAGAACUAAAACCACUCAACCGAAAAAUCUAAAUAUUUGCUAUAUUAAGACUUUCGAAUCGAGAGGCUACGCUAUGCAUUUUGCAACGAUACACGUUUUCACUGUCUCAUGAAGUCAAAACAUGAUCUCGCCAUUGUAUUUGCCGCUCGACUUUUCUUUUUUUAUUAGCGAAAUCGCAUUUCAAAUUAUUUCAUUAACACUAGGUUUGCUGUCGGUUCCCCUUAAUAAUGACACUUUCUCCCUUUUUUAUCACUACCAGCGUGCGGGCUAUAGCACCACGUCAAUGCAAAAUAAAGGAAGAAAGAAAAACGGAAAGAAAGAAACGCAUCUUUCACCUGAAUUUCACCCGACUGCUCUCCGACGUUAAAUGCUUAAAGACCACAGUGGCCUUCUAUCUAUAUUGUAAGAAAAAUACAGCACUCACUGGACGGCGUCUUCUGUGAUCCAGUGCUCAAAUGUAGAUUGAACUGCUUAGUUUAAAUGCAGUUAUUUGCUGUACAACGGACACUUGAUGGCUUCCACUAUACGGAAUGUAUACAAGAACCGGUACAUGUUCGCAUCUAGAUGCACCUGGCUAACUAGAGAAAGUGUGUGUGUGUGUGUGUGUGUGUGUGUGUGUGUGUGUGUGUGUGUGUGUGUGUGUGUGUGUGUGUGUGUGUGUGUGUGUGUGUGUGUGUGUGUGUGUGUGUGUGUGUGUGUGUGAAAGAGAGAGAUAGAGAGAGAGAAGUAGGCUAAGCUAAUCGAAAUAAAUAGCUUGGUAGGAAAUUUAGUCACAGUAAGUAGCCUCCAAACUUCUAAUGAUGUGCCGUUCAAAAAAAGGUAGAUUGUUGCGGGCAAGAAGGCAUCAAACUUUCUAUGGCCGUCUAAAUGGCUGAUAUUAUUUAGUACCUGUGCGAUGCAAGGUUUUCUGUCACAAGUGAGUCAACAUAUUGAGUGAGUCAACAGUUUCCGAUGCAUAAAAAGCUUUUCGAAUCUGCGCCAACCAUCAAUCUGUCUUUAGAACAGCAUAUAUAUACCCGCCGUGGUUGCUCAGUGGCUAUGGUGUUGGGAUGCUGAGCACGAGGUCGCGGGAUCGAAUCCCGGCCACGGCGGCCGCAUUUCGAUGGGGGUGAAAUGCGAAAACACCCGUGUGCUUAGAUUUAGGUGCACGUUAAAGAACCCCAGGUGGUCUGAAUUUCCGGAGUCCCCCAUUACGGCGUGCCUCAUAAUCAGAUCGUGGUUUUGGCACGUAAAAUCCCAUAAUUGAAUUUUAAGAACAGCAUAUAUACCAAACGAGCAAGCGUUCCGUUCGCCUUAACGUUGAUUUUCUGGUGCCUCGCUUUAUCAAGUCCGCUUUCAACCGGAAAAGUUUAUUGUCUCGUUGCUUAGUCGGUUGAGUACAAUAUUUCACAAACCUUGUCCUAAAUGUUGUUUAUACGAUAUGGCAGUUUCUUUUUUAUACAGACACACGUACGUUCUUUGCAUUUUUGUGGUCAUCCUUUUCACUUAAAAAAGCGUCGGCAGUUUGUUCAUCUUCAAGGAGGGAUCAGCGCUGGAUACCCGGAAACAGGUUAAGGCGCAUAGUAAACGACACACUAAACGCCGACUAACUUAUUUAUCGACGCAAUGGACGAACAUUUAAAUGCGUCUGAGCGCAUCGUCAAAGUCAUAAAUGACGUGGAAAACAUAAACGAAGGAACAGUAUGGGAUGGUCAUCUUUACACAAUGGCACAUGCGCAUGGUGAAUACGCUCGCACCAUUGCGACUUCAUCUGUGUCCGUGUAUCAAGCGCUGCUCCCGUUUUGAAGGUUUUCACUUAAUUGCCACUGUUAUGAUGUUCUGAUCAAUGUGAAAUAAAAAUGAAGGGUUGGACUGACUGCGAUUGUGGUGGUGGUGUGGCAGCAGGCGGAGUUAGCCUGGUUUGCUAAGUAGGCAAUUGUUCCGGUGACAGUAUGUUAGGAAUGGGUCCGGUCGUAGAUGACCACAUCCCAUCAUGAGUACCAUUACACUUUACUGCAUGCGUUCAAAGGCUACAGUGACGCUUGUCCUUUAUGUGGCAUCAAUAUUGACAAGUGUCUCAGCAAUUUCACUCAUCUGUACAAACAUCAAUUUUGUUUGAUUUGUGGUCACGUUGCUUGAAAGGUGGAGCGUUCAUUACGUGUAUAUGUUCACCGAGCAGAGAUUAAAUUUUUAUGCGCCUGGGAGACCAAUAUUAACUAACAUUAGUGCCUCGAAAUAAAUGAGGAAAAUCGAAGAAAAAGAAAGAAAGAAAGAAAAGGGGCCCCACAGGGACCACAAGUUUUCAAGCAUUCAGCAUUAUGAUCCUUUUAUAGAACUGUCAGAUUUAUUUUUAAAAUUCUAGCGCUCUUACUGUGCUACAGUACUUAGGCUGCGAAGCGAGCUAGAGCAGGAUAAUCCACGCAAAACAGUGUAUGUGCGAAACAAUGCGCACAACAGAGUGUUUUGCCAUUUCAUGCCAAGUAAAAUACAAAGUAUAACUACACAAAGGCCCAAGUGAAUGGUUUUCCAAAUCUCUAAUCACUCGCUUGCACUGCUUUAUCUUCGAUUUGUACUUCCAAAAAAAUAAAGAAAAAAUGAUUUUUAGAGACGCCCUGUUUUCUUUUUUUUCUUCUUUUUUUUUCACCCUGAGCUUUGAGGAGGCUUGCAUGCGGGGGCGGGAAAGCAUUCGCUGGCCAUGCGGCAUCCACUUGGCCCCCAAAAGCAUCUCGCGAUGCAUCUGCCGGACGCCUUUUUAAGCUGUGCAAGAAUAUUUUCCCACCGCCAUGCAUCUUAUAGGAAGUCACAGAUCGUUGCCAUGCGAGUAUAGCGUCCGCUCCUUAUUAGCGGAAUCUGUGUACCACUCCUCUUCCUCUCAUUCUGUGGAUUCAUGUGCAAGUGGAGUGAAAGCGCAGCAGCUUGGUGGUACAGCUUAAGUGUCGACAGUAUCGUCAGAGCCAAGCAUAUUGUUCCGGGAAUGUAAACCAACGGGUUAGUGAAGGUUACUGCCAAGUCCGUGUGUUCUACUUUCGAAGCUUGUUUAGCCUUCCCUUCCGUAUUGCGACCACUGCGUUACAGGCGCCGAAUCACACAUUAUGUACUCUUAAUAUAUUUUCUCAAUUGUUCUUAAAUAAAAAUAUAAUGUUCAUUCUGUUUUUUAAUUAAGAUGACCAUCCGGGACAAAAGUAAACAUAACGCUGUGCGGAAUUCCGGCUCCUCUAAAGUGGAAACCCAGUAGCAUUAUUGUGCUUGUGUUUGUGUGACGGCAUCGCCCACGCGCGGUCAUUCAUUAUUACUCCUUAUUGAAUACAGUGCAUGCGCAAUUGCGUUUUACAAUAGCGGAGAGCGCUCCGUUUAAUACUUCUCCGGGGAAGAGCGCUACGUGGAAACUAGCACCGAAACUUCACUACGCGCAUGUAAAUUGCGAAGUAGCACGUCCGUAUACCGAAUUGUCCUGUGAUUAAGGGGCCGGGUUUGGCAAGGACACUACCUCCAAAUACCGCAGGGGAAAUCCCACUGCAUUUAGAGGCCGGUACCACGGAGCGCAUGUGUAGGUGUUUUCGCGCUAAACAAUAACUUUUUUUUUCUUUUUUUUUUCUUUUUGUCGCAGUCAUCAUAGACAGUAAUAACACAAUAAGGCGAUGCAACCUUUUGCGCAAAGACAAGGGUAACAAGACGCUGGGUCUCAACACUGUUUGGCAGGAAAACGACUACUUAUUGCUCCGUCACAUGGACAAUUCUUGAUAUCAGUUUUUAUUAAGCUAAUUCAACUUCGAGAACGCUAACACGGCCAUGCACAACAACUUUGGCAUCUCUUCGCCUGUAUAGAAUAGAAUCACCUGUAUUCAUAAAAAUUUGAUCUCUGUUCAUCGUAAAUGUAUUUGUUUUUCCAGUGAACGCUUCCACUGCCCCACUACUCCAGGAUUUUGUACCGACUGACCAGUCGAAUAAAGAGACUUAUAAACGAAA